AUGAAGAUCACAGACAAGCUCAACCAGGCUCAUGUUGGCACAUCCAACCCACCACCAGCAACCUUUUCAUUCGAGUUCUUUGUCCCCAAGACUGCACAAGGUGUGCAGAACUUGUACGAUAGAAUGGAUAGAAUGUAUGACUUGAACCCCAUUUUCAUUGACAUCACCUGGAAUGCUGGUGGUCGCUCAUCCACGUUGACCAACGAAAUGGUGUAUACUGCACAGAGCACUUUGGGUUUGGAAACGUGCAUGCACUUGACGUGUACAAACAUGAAGGUUGAAUUGAUUGAUGAAGCUUUAGACAAGGCUUAUAAGUCAGGAUGUCAAAAUAUUUUAGCAUUAAGAGGCGAUCCACCUUUGGAUGGAAGUGAAUCUACGGGUGAUUUCAAGUAUGCCAAGGAUUUGGUUAGAUAUAUUCGUAAAAAGUAUGGCAACCAUUUUAAUAUCGGUGUUGCUGCUUAUCCUGAGGGGCAACCAGAAGAAGAAGAUGAAACGAAAACAUUGCACUAUUUAAAAGAAAAAUGCGACGAAGGAGCUGAUUUCAUCAUUACGCAAAUGUUUUAUGACGUGGAUAACUUUAUCAACUGGUGUGGCAAAUUGAGAGCCAUUGGUGUCGAAGUCCCUAUUAUUCCUGGAAUCAUGCCAAUUUCCACCUACGCUGCAUUCAUAAGGAGAGCCAACUGGUCACAAAUCAAGAUUCCGCAACAUUUCCUUGACGAAUUGGAUCCAAUCAAAGAUGAUGAUUAUUUAGUCAGAGAGAAAGGAACUGAGUUGGUUAGUGAAAUGUGUACCAAACUUAUUGGAUCAGGUUAUGUCAAUCAUUUACAUUUCUAUACAAUGAAUUUAGAGAAAUCUACAGUUAUGGCUUUAGAGAAACUCAACUUGAUUGAAGCUAUCAAGUCGCAUGAAGUUGUUGGAGGCACCGAAUUGCCCUGGAGAAAAUCUUUGCACCCAGAAAGGUCCAAGGAAUCGAUUCGUCCUAUUUUCUGGCAAAAUAGAAAAUAUUCCUACAUUUCGCGAACGGCAACAUGGGAUGAGUUUCCCAAUGGUAGAUGGGGUGAUUCUCGUUCGCCAGCAUUUGGUGACAUUGAUCUUUGCGCUUCGGAAUUAUUGAGACAAUCACCCAAACGAGCAUUGGAAUUAUGGGGCGUGCCUCAAGAUUUAAAGCAAAUGAGUGACUUGGUUGUCUCGUACUUGUCAGGGGACUUGAAAUCAUUGCCAUGGUCAGAUGGUGCCGUUGGUGAAGAUACCAAGGUCAUUGUUGACGAUUUGAUCAAAUUGAACCAGCGUGGAUUAUUAACCAUGAAUUCACAACCAGCUUUGAAUUCAGUCAAGUCAUCGGAAAAAGUAUUUGGUUGGGGACCCAAGAAUGGAUACGUUUACCAAAAACAGUACUUGGAGUUUAUUUGUCAUCGAGACAUUGUUGAUAAAUUGUUGACUCGUAUUCAAGAAUUCAACAGGGCCCAAGGUGAUUCAUCAAGUUCAAUAGUUUCUUUCUAUGCCGUUGACUUGUCAGGGAAUUUACAAACAAAUUGUAAACCUGAUGAUAUAAAUGCCGUCACCUGGGGUGUUUUCCCAGGAGAAGAAAUUUUGCAGCCAACAAUUGUCGAACAAACGUCAUUCUUGGCUUGGAAAGAUGAAGUGUAUCGAUUGUUUGAUGAAUGGAAUAAAGUCCUUUCGUCAAACUUGGUUGAUAUUGAUGAUGAAUUGAAAUUGAAAAACUUUGCGCAGUUGAUGAAUGGCAUAGGACACGAUUUCGUCUUGUGUAAUUUGGUCAAUAAUGAUUUCAUCGACUCAAAUUCAACCUUGUUUAACUUGAUUUAUGAUUUGGAUUUACCCGAGUUGUCAUAG
Lodderomyces margitis is the source of this 1851-nucleotide messenger RNA. It is a transcript of the gene MET13, whose product is annotated as methylenetetrahydrofolate reductase (NAD(P)H). The transcript has a single exon. Gene Ontology annotation, molecular function: FAD binding; methylenetetrahydrofolate reductase [NAD(P)H] activity. Lineage: Eukaryota; Fungi; Ascomycota; Pichiomycetes; Serinales; Debaryomycetaceae. Bases 1 to 1851 code for a protein of 616 amino acids. Gene Ontology annotation, cellular component: cytosol. Gene Ontology annotation, biological process: tetrahydrofolate interconversion. The record is from RefSeq and is a predicted model, not a curated record.